Lactuca sativa (garden lettuce) is the source of this 4908-nucleotide messenger RNA. RefSeq lists its product as uncharacterized. Gene Ontology annotation, biological process: DNA repair; telomere maintenance. Lineage: Eukaryota; Viridiplantae; Streptophyta; Magnoliopsida; Asterales; Asteraceae. Gene Ontology annotation, molecular function: DNA helicase activity. The record is from RefSeq and is a predicted model, not a curated record.
AUGAAUGGUCAUAUUUACGUUAAUGCAUUUUCGUUGCUACUAAACUACCAUUUGUGGUAUGUUUUGACAUCCGUUCGUGUUGAUUCCAUUUGGAGGGAUUCAAGAGCAAACAAACUUUUCAUGGUUCUCAUUGAUCAAAAUAGAGAGAAAUUGUUAGCAGUUGUUCCACAACAAAUGAUGCGCUUUAUUUAUGGAGGGAAUCUAUUGGGUGGUGUGUUUUCUUUAAACCAUUUCCAAAUCGAACCAACCUAUGCUGAGUAUCCGAGAUACCAAGAAUACAGUUUAUUACGUGGUGAUUUGAUGAUUAAGAUCAGCAACAACACGCGGUUUAAUCGUUUGGCCGAUGCUAUCAUAUCAUGGUUUCCGAUUUUCCCAUUGGUUCCCUCAAUAAAAAGUUUAGUAGAAGAUCGGACAGAGAGAAAAAUGAUGAUCGAUAAGGGAAACGAAAAUUGUGAUGAUUCCCAAAACCCGAUAGAUAUAGAAAAAGAAAAUCGAAAAAGAUACAAUAGAAACUAUUAUGCACGAAAAAAGGAGAAAAACAAAAAGAGAAGAAUAGCUAACGGUGAAGGAUGUAGUCAACCUACAACACUCACAAGUUGCACUAUAAUGGAGACAAACGAAACAAAUAUCAACGAAGAUUCCUCUGUGAGUGUUAUAAGUGCUGCUCAGAGGACGAGUACUUAUAAUAAAGAAUAUUAUCAACGAAGAAAGGAACGAACUAUGAUGACAAAAAGAAGAGUAUACGCCUUUCAGGACGAUCCGUAUGAUUUUGUUUAUGAAAAUAUCCGUAUGGAACAUCGUAUAUUAAAGGCUCAAAACCCUUGUGUUUAUUGUGGAGCAAAGCGACUACAAUAUGAAUUCCCUACCUUUUGUUGCAUGAGUGGGAAGACAAAACUGGCACACUCCCCUAUUCCCACAGAGUUGCACCAACUCUUCACAAGGCAAGAGCAGCUAGAAGAAAGCUUCAGGUACAAUAUAAGGGCGUAUAACUCAAACUUUUCUUUCGCAUCACUAGGUGUAAAUGUGGAUAAAGAAUUGGCCAAUAUGAAUUCCGGAGUUUACACUUUUUGUGCGCACGGAACACUCUAUCAUAAUAUAGAUCAGCUAAUUUCAAGGGAUGGUAAAUCGAGGUAUUUACAGUUGUAUUUUUAUGACGGUGAAGCUGACAUAUCACAAAGAUCCUCCUGGAAGAAUGUUGAUAGAAGAAUCAUCCAAAAACUAACACGUAUUCUAGCUUCGAAUCCGUACGUUAGAACAUUUAAACAACUUUCUGAUCUAGGACCGCUUGAUAAUUAUAGAGUGACUUUGAAUGCAUCAGUGGAGCUUGACCAAAGGGUGUACAAUAAGCCUACGACAUCUGAGGUUGCUGGUAUUUGGGUUGAAGGAAAUGACAACAUCACUGCAUAUAAAAGAAGUAUUAUUGUCUACGGGAGGUCUAACUAUAGUACUGAAAUUCAACCUCACUUUGGUUUUUAUGAUCCUUUGUCGUAUCCUUUAUUCUUUCCUAAUGGUGAGUCUGGAUGGCAUCCUAAAAUACCAAGAUAUGGGGUGGCCAUGGAUGAAAUUAUUAGUGACAAUGAAGACAAUGAUGAAGGUUCAGAAGGAUCUACUUCAAAAAAAGGCAGAAACACUGUAAGUAUGCGGGAGUACUAUUGUUACAAGUUCCAGAUACGGUCGAAUGAUAAUGUGAUUUUGAUGGGAGGGAGAUUGUUCCAGCAGUUUGCAAUAGAUACCUAUAUAAAGAUUGAGACUACACGUUUGGUUUUUGUUGAAAAGAACCAAACCAAAAUUAGAGCUGAUUUAUACCAGGGCAUUGUUGAUUGUUUUAAUGCCGGUGAGGCUCAACCAAGUAGGGUUGGACAGAGAGUUGUGUUACCUGCAAGUUUCAUUGGAGGUCCACGUGACAUGCGCCGAAGAUUUCUGGAUGCCAUGGCUUUAGUUCAAGAUGAUGGGAGUCCUGAUAUAUUUCUUACAAUGACUUGCAACCCAAAAUGGAAAGAAAUCGAUGAUGAGUUAUUGCCUGGACAGUCAGCUCAAGAUCGACCGGACCUUGUUGCAAGAGUUUUUCAUGCUAAGUUAGAGGAUCUCAAGGUACAAUUAUUGCAGAGACAUAUAAUCGGUGUGGUGGGGUCAUAUGUGUAUGUGAUAGAGUUUCAAAAGCGUGGAUUGCCACAUGCACAUUUCCUCUUAAUAAUGACCCCUGGAUAUAAGAUGAAUAAUCCAGACGAUUAUGACAAACUUGUGUGUGCGGAAAUUCCCGACCCAAUAAGGUUUCCUAAAAUGCAUGAUCUUGUCAAAAGUCACAUGAUGCACGGUCCCUGUGGUAGCUUACGAGAAAAAAGUCCGUGUAUGCAGGGUGUGCCAAAAAUAUGUCGUUUCAGAUAUCCUAGGCAAUUCAAUGAAAAGACAUCACAAGGAGAGGACUCAUAUCCAUUAUAUAGAAGGAGAAAUAAUGAAAUUGAGGUUACUGUAAGAAAUACAUCAUUGGAUAACAGAUGGGUGGCUCCAUACAACCCGAAGUUGUUAAUGAUGUUUAAUUGUCAUAUCAACGUUGAGGUUUGUUCGAGUAUAAAGUCUGUGACGUACCUCUUCAAAUAUGUUUAUAAGGGCCAUGACAAACAAGUUAUCCAUAUUGAUAAAGACCAAGAAAAUGUUGUUAUUAAUGAGAUAAAAAAGUUUCAAGACGCACGUUAUGUGUCCCCUCCCGAGGCAUUAUGGCGAGUUUUUAGCUUUCCUCUAUCAAAAAUCCACCCUUGUGUGCUGGCGUUCCAAAUACAUCUCCCGAAUCAACAGUUGGUUAGGUUCAAAGACGUUGACAGAAUGGAAGACAUUGUUGAUAGAGAGAAAGAAAAAGAUUCAAUGUUGACGGCAUUUUUCAAGAAGAAUAAAGAAGAUUCCAAAGCGAGAGAAUAUUUGUAUAAGGAUUUUCCCAAACAUUUUACAUGGAAUCGGAGCAACCAUUGUUGGAGGAUCCGGGAACAUAAAUCAAUGGUUGGUCGACUUGUUUAUGCUAAUCCAGCUAAAGGAGAGAGAUACUACCUACGCCUGCUUUUAUGUCAUAUCACCGGGCCUACCUGCUUUGAAGAUUUAUACACAGCAAAUGGUGUAUUACACCCUACAUUUCGAAAAGCAGCUCUUGAAAGAGGUUUAAUAGAGACGGAUGAUAAUUUAUCACAGUAUCUUGAAGAGGCUUCCUUAUUUCAAUUUCCCAGCGCACUUAGAAGGUUAUUUGCGACGAUGCUGAUUUUUUGUGAACCAGGAAAUGUUUGCAAGUUAUGGGACGACCACUAUGAUUCUCUUUCUGAAGAUUACAGGAAACAAUAUGGAUGCGCCGAGCGAGUGCAAAAUAUGGUCCUCAUCGACAUUAGAGUCUUCCUAGAAUCUAUGAGUAAAAAGCUUAGUGAUUACGACCUUCCAAAGGUCAGUGAACACAUCGAUUUACAAUCAAGAGGCUAUCGUGAGGUGCAAGAAGAAUACUCUAUAAAUGUGGAAUAUGAAGACUUACAUGCGCGAGACUCUCUCAAUCCAGACCAGAAGUUUGCAUAUGAUGAGAUAAUGAGGCAUGUGGAUCAAAAUAUUCCGGGUGUCUUCUUCAUAGAUGGUCCCGGUGGAACUGGAAAGACAUUUUUGUACAAAGCUUUGUUGGCUAAUAUUCGUGCUUGUGGUCUUAUUGCACUUGCAACUGCCACGUCAGGUGUUGCGGCUAACAACAUGCCAGGAGGGAGAACAGCUCAUUCACGAUUUGGAAUUCCGCUCAAUCUUGAUAAUAACUCGAUGUGCAAGAUCACUAAACAAAGUGGGAAGGCUCAGGUACUUCGCGAGGCAAAGGUAAUCAUAUGGGAUGAAGCAGCAAUGGCUAAGAGGCAGGCAGUAGAAGCAGUUGAUCGCACAAUGCAAGACAUCACAGAUGAGAAGCUCCCUUUCGGUGGAAAGAUAAUGGUUAUGGGAGGUGACUUUAGACAAGUGUUACCGGUCGUGAGACGUGGCACUCGAGCACAAAUUGUCGACUCUAGCUUACGAAUGUCACCUCUAUGGGCUUCAGUUAAAAGGCUUCGAUUAAGUAUCAACAUGAGAGCGGUAAAUGACCCAUGGUUUUCUGAUUUUUUAUUACGAGUCGGUGAUGGAAAGGAGGAAACAUUGGACGAGUCCUAUAUUCGUAUACCUGAUAACAUGUCCAUUCGGUACACUGAUAAAACUAAAUCAGUGGACGCUCUGAUUGAUGCAAUAUUUCCUUCUUUGGAAUCCAACGGCGCCGACUCAAAAUUUAUCAUUUCGAGGGCGAUACUGUCAACUAAAAAUGAAAGUGUUGAUGAGAUUAAUAAUAAGUUGAUCGAACGAUUUUCUGGCGAGCAAAAAGUUUACUAUAGUUUUGAUGAAGCGGAAGAUGACAAAAAUAACUUAUAUCCGAUGGAGUAUUUGAACUCGCUAAAUGUUAGUGGUGUACCCCCUCAUUAUCUUCGGUUAAAAACUGGGUGCCCUGUAAUACUUUUGCGAAAUAUCGAUCCUUUAAAUGGGUUAUGUAAUGGCACCAGAUUGAUAUGUCGAGCUUUCCAACAAAAUGUCAUUGAUGCAGAGAUAGCGGUUGGCCAACAUGCUGGAAAAAGAGUGUUUUUACCAAGAAUUCCUCUAUGUCCUUCUGACGAUGAGAUGUUCCCAUUCAAACUUAAAAGAAAGCAGUUUCCAAUUCAGCUUAGUUUCUCUAUGACAAUCAAUAAAGCUCAAGGACAAACAAUUCCAAAUGUAGGUGUUUAUCUACCAGAAUCGGUAUUCUCACAUGGCCAGCUUUAUGUGGCGUUGUCCAGAGGAAUAUCACGUGUCAAUACCAAGGUAUUAGUAAAGCCGGAAAAAACGUUUCAUAAUGAUGGAAUCUACACAUCAAACGUUGUGCUAGCAGAUGAAGCAACAUGA